Ahaetulla prasina is the source of this 1581-nucleotide messenger RNA. Its product is annotated as solute carrier family 22 member 6-A-like. Lineage: Eukaryota; Metazoa; Chordata; Lepidosauria; Squamata; Colubridae. Gene Ontology annotation, molecular function: transmembrane transporter activity. Gene Ontology annotation, cellular component: membrane. The record is from RefSeq and is a predicted model, not a curated record. Bases 1 to 1581 code for a protein of 526 amino acids. Gene Ontology annotation, biological process: transmembrane transport. The transcript is spliced from 9 exons.
AUGGGCUUCACAGAGAUCUUAGAACACGUCGGCAGCAUGGGACGCUUCCAAUUCGUCUAUGUGACUCUCCUUUCCAUUCCGGUGCUGAUGAUGGCUUGUCAUAUGAUGCUGCAGAAUUUUACCGCCGGGACGCCGGAUCACCACUGCGCGAUCGGCCGCAACGCUGCUCCCGGGAACUGGAGUUCCGAAGACGAGGCUCUCCUUGUGGUCUCCCUUCCUACGGGCGAGGACCGAAAGCCAGCAGAGUGUCACCGUUUCCGCCAGAAGCAGUGGUGGCGUUCGAACGGCACCGCGGAGAACGAAACCCAGAUGGAAACCGAACCGUGUAGAGACGGAUGGGUGUACAACCGAAGCAUCUUCCACCAAACCAUUGUGACAGAGUGGGAUCUGGUUUGCUCAUCUCGGACACUAAAGCAAAUGGCGCAGUCGAUUUACAUGACUGGAGUUUUAGUCGGCGGGAUCUUAUUUGGAGGCCUCUCGGACAGAUUCGGUCGCCGGCCAAUCCUCUUGUGGUGUUACCUGCAGCUGGCCGUAUCUGGCACGGUGACUGCGUUCUCUCCCAAAUUCAGUGUUUACUGCGUCCUCCGUUUUCUCUCCGGGAUGGCUUUCUCGGGUAUCGUGCUCAACGGCGUCUCUCUGUGUGUGGAGUGGACGCCCACCAAAACCCGGCCGGUGCUGGGCACCAUCAAUGGCUGUGCGUAUACCACUGGGCAGCUUGUCCUGGCCGGCCUGGCGUAUACCUUCCGAGAUUGGCACCACUUACAGCUGGCGGUCUCUCUGCCUUUUUUCCUAUUCUUCUGUUAUUCUUGGUGGCUUUCUGAAUCCGCUCGCUGGCUGAUAACAGCUGGGAAGCUCGAACGGGCUGUGACAGAGCUCAAGAGGGUGGCCAAAAUGAACAGGAAAGAGGAAGCUGCUGGAAAGCUAAAUGUUGAGUUUUUGAGAUCCAGGAUGAAGGAGGAACUGGCGUCCAUGACAUCCAAAACUUCGGUGCUCGACCUGAUCCGGACCCCCACCAUGCGCCGGAUCUCUCUCUGCAUCUGCUUUGUCUGGUUCUCCACCAGUUUCGCUUAUUAUGGGCUGGUGAUGGACUUGCAGAAUUUCGGGGGCGACAUCUACCUGAUCCAACUCUUUUUUGGAGCGGUUGACUUCCCGGCUAAGUUUCUGUCAGUCCUCACCAUCAGCUACAUCGGACGUCGGUUUACCCAAGCCAUUGCCCUCAUCUUGGCCGGGUUAACCAUCCUGGCCAACAUCUUCAUCCCUCAAGAUAUGCAGAUACUUCGGACGACCGUAGCUGUUUUCGGGAAGGGCUGCUUAGGCGCCUCGUUCAACUGCAUCUAUUUAUACACUGGAGAACUUUAUCCGACGGUGCUUCGGCAAACCGGGAUGGGUCUCAGCAACACCAUGGCCCGCAUAGGAGGCAUCGUGGCUCCAGCAGUGAAGAUGACAGGAGAAUACAUCCCGUUCCUGCCCAAUCUUAUCUACGGUGCGGCUCCCAUCAUAUCUGGAAUUGUGGCGGCCUUUUUGCCGGAAACUCGUAAUGUCCCCUUGCCGGAAACGGUAGAGCAGGUGGAGAACAGGUGA